Cryptococcus amylolentus CBS 6039 is the source of this 387-nucleotide messenger RNA. RefSeq lists its product as hypothetical. The record is from RefSeq and is a predicted model, not a curated record. NCBI's taxonomy places the organism in Eukaryota, Fungi, Basidiomycota, Tremellomycetes, Tremellales, Cryptococcaceae. The transcript has a single exon. Bases 1 to 387 code for a protein of 128 amino acids.
AUGUCCGACCACGACGAACGAACUCGACUGAUCUCGCAGGAAGCUUCGCGAGUCACCGAAAGGUUUAUGAGCACGAUUGACAGAAACAUAACAGCAUCCGGGUUAGAGGCCCCCACUUUCCCUUCUCGCGACUCCGUAGUGGAGAAAAUCGCAGAUUGGGUGCAGACUGCGAUUGAGGCCGAAGUGAACGAAGAGCAUGACGAGAAUCGGACGCUAGAGAACUCCCUCAAAGAUGUGGACGUUCGAGCGAAGAGGAUUGGAAUAUCCCAGUCAGGUGAGGUGCUUGUGUGGAACGCGAAGGUCGAUGGCGAUGGAUGGUCAACUGUCACCAAAGCGGCCCUUAUAGAGAUGCCCCAAGCAUAUGUUGGCGUGACCUUCUUGGAUUGA